Medioppia subpectinata is the source of this 832-nucleotide messenger RNA. Lineage: Eukaryota; Metazoa; Arthropoda; Arachnida; Sarcoptiformes; Oppiidae. The record is from the annotation of a GenBank genome assembly.
ACAGACAUCUGGGAUCAGCUGUUUGUGUCAUCAUUUGCAGUGAUUAUCAUUGAUAUAUACCUCGAUUCAUACCACACGUGAUUGAACUGCUUUGACAACUGGUGUGUCCAUCGACUACAAGACACAUCACCGGACAAUACCAUCCCAUUAGCGGAACCAAUCAUUAGGGCCGAAGAUGUCUUACUUCGACCGUAUGGUGAAUCUGUUCCGGAAGAAUGUGAACGAUUACCCCGUGUUUCAAGUGGUGGAAGUGAAGCCCGAAGACUACGUCCACUAUCAGGUGAUCGCCAGAGAGGAUCCGCUGUUUUGUUACGCCAAUCACAUCGCCAACAAUGAGAUCAACUACGAGAUCGUUGUCUUCAAAGACCUUCAAAGCAAAACCGCUUACAGCCUAAUUCGGUGUAAAGUGCGGACAGAAGUGGACACAUAUUUCAAGAGUUUUAGUGAAAAAUUACCGCAAAUACUACUGAUUUCGCCAAACAGUAUAACCAAUGAAUUUCUACAGGAAUUCUCCAAUUAUGUUAGAGAACACCUGAACCAGAGUUUGGCCCACAUUUCGGCCUAUUUUGGUCUCAACGAGUUCUUCAGGCAACUGACGGCCGCCGACGAGGAGAUAAUCAACAAUCGGUGUCCCGAUUCGGGAAUGACUCCAUUGCAUAUCGCCGUACGGACGGGUCGUAUUGCCACCAUUCAGGCCCUGUUGGCGCUGUCGCCCAAACUCGACGUCGUGGACAACGAGAACAAUAAUGUCCUGCAUUUCGCCGCCAACACUACUAAAGAGAUUAUAAACAAGAUAUGUCUUAGCGUUCAGAACAACGCGAAUGGCAUUAAU